AUGAGUUUUGAACCAACGAUUAUUCGUUUUCCACCAGAAUUGAAAAUCAGAAUUCGAGGAUUAUAUACUUGCGCCGACAUGAAUGUUGUAUUGGAUGCAAUGGAAGCAUGUGCUGACCUGGCGAGUUAUCCACUUGAAAAAAUUGUUGGAUUAUACCCGAAAAAAGAGAAAAAUUUCUAUCACAAGCAUAUCAAAAGCGCGAAGUAUUUAAAAAUUUAUGGAUGCGGUGAGCAAGUGGAUUGGGCUCAAGUGUAUAUCAACCUCGAGAACCAGAAAAUUCACAACUGUCUAUCUCAUAGGGAUAUAACAACGACAGAGUGCAAUGAACUCAUCAAAAAAUGGAUUGUGGACGAGAAACCAGUGGGAACUUGCUUGAGCUUUUCCAUCGAUCACAAGUAUCACUUGCCUAGCUACUACGAGAGGAUUUAUUGUUAA
Caenorhabditis remanei is the source of this 435-nucleotide messenger RNA. RefSeq lists its product as uncharacterized. The transcript has a single exon. The record is from RefSeq and is a predicted model, not a curated record. Lineage: Eukaryota; Metazoa; Nematoda; Chromadorea; Rhabditida; Rhabditidae. Bases 1 to 435 code for a protein of 144 amino acids.